Exophiala spinifera is the source of this 2835-nucleotide messenger RNA. RefSeq lists its product as uncharacterized. Lineage: Eukaryota; Fungi; Ascomycota; Eurotiomycetes; Chaetothyriales; Herpotrichiellaceae. The transcript has a single exon. Gene Ontology annotation, molecular function: protein binding. Bases 1 to 2835 code for a protein of 944 amino acids. The record is from RefSeq and is a predicted model, not a curated record.
AUGGCGCCGAAGAAGGGUAAAGAAACGCUCCUCGAGCUCUGUACCAUGGCAACCAACGUGGGAAACAGCAUCUCUGUACGAAUGCUGGAGUAUCUCGGUACCGUCAAACACCAGCCCCAUGGAUUCAAGGAGCUCGCCUGCGACUUCCUCGAUGUCUCCCGCAUCCUGUGGUCCAUUGAAGCGGGUCUGAAUGAAGCUGGGAGGUCUCAAACCAAGUUCCCGCAGGAUAUGACCCAGGAGCUAGACAAGAAGUUCCGGCAAACCAACGACGACUUCAUCGUCCUGAACCAGAUGCUGACCAAGUUUCUGGAAUACGAAAGAAAGGGACGCCUCGGUCGAUUCCAGAGAGGGUUGCAUAGCAUGUUCUCGGAUGAUGAAAUCCACAAGCUGAGAGAGUCUCUGGGGAGGAGCCGAGAUGCUCUCAGGAUGAGCGCUUUGGUGUUUCGGUGGUCGCUGGGAGAUGCAAAGGCAGAUGCCUCCGUCGGCAUUGGAUACACAGGUCUUGCUGCUGUCCUCGAGCGCAUGAAUCCUGGCAAGGUCCCGUCCAUCAACACGUCAACUCUACCCGCCGAGCCACCGAUUCAUACUCCGACGCCGCAGACGCCGCCUCCUUCACAGGUCCCCGACCGCCUGCCGCCUCUGCCACAGAUCUCGACUGUCAGCGACAGGCACGCGAACUACUCACUCUUUCCACGACUUGACGAGGACAUAAACGCACUGGUCAGCCACCACAUCGAACCGCGAACGAGCUCGCUCGACCACCGGAAUGGUGAUGCACAUAGCAUCCACAACAGCAUCCAUCGGCACGGGGAUGACCACAGUAUUCAUCGCAACGGUGACGCCCGUAGUAUCAAGGCUCUCCCCAGCAUUCGAUCCAGUAAAUACACUACAGCCUCAACGAUGAGAGACCUCGGGCCACAUUCAAGUGUAGAAACUGCACCUACGGAUGUCACGCUCGAUGACCGCCUCUCUGUCAAGACUGCCGAUUCUUUUACGCAGAUCGAAGAUAUGAUUUCUGAGAUUGAGUUCAACGACAAGCAAUCGCAAAAGGUCGUCCGCAUCAAGGCGGAUCCCUCUACCGUUCCACGAUGGACUCCUAAACAAAACAGUGGGUCCAGCUCGCCAGCACUGAAGACUGCUCUCAUCAGUGCAAUUCAACAGAGAAAGCACAAAAUGAUUGAACAGUUACUCGACUGUGGUGUUCCCCCCAAUAGCGGGAUGGAUCUCAACGUACUUCGCGAAGCUGUUCUUAACCGCGAUGCCGAAAGUGUUCGCCUCCUACUCCUGUUUGGCGCUGACCCUAACAGCGUUGAUAAAUCCGCCUCUACGGCACUCAUGGCUGCUAUCGAGACCUCCUUUAUCGAGGGGACGAAGCUGCUCCUGAAGUAUGCGGCAGAUCCCAACCUACCAGCAGGGCCCAGGAACGAAACGCCCCUAGCAGUUGCCGUGGCCGAGACCAAAGUCGAGCUGGUUCAACUACUGCUCACGUACGGGGCCAAUGCAAACAUGAGCACUUCUGACGGCAACACUCUGCUCGAUAUGGCGGUCACAAAGACCUCGCCUCGACGCCUGACUGAGCUUCUUCUCAUCUACGGUUCCGAUGCCAACGGCAAAAGCAACCGUGGUGAAACGCCACUCUUUGUUGCCAUCCAAGCAGGCCGCCUCGACCUGAUGCAACUUCUCUUGGACCACGGCGCAGACCCGAACCUCCCAGGGCCCAAACACCCUCUCUGGCCAGCGACAUACUUCCCCAAGGGCCUUCAACUCCUGCUUUCUCGCGGUGCUACGUUCAAGCGGUGCCCGGGCAUUCUCGAACUGGCCACCUCGAUCAACAACAUCGAGUCCGUCACGACCCUUAUCCGCGCCGGUGUCGACAUCAACGCCAAAAAGGACGGCACCUACACGCCACUCUGCACGGCGAUUCGAGACAACCGCACUGAACUCGUCUCCCUCCUCCUUGCAUCGGGAGCUGACCCCAACGAGCCGGCGGCCGAAUACCCGGCGUUCAAGUGCGUGACGCACCACCGCACGCACCUCCUCCCUCAGCUUGUCGCUGCUGGCUCGGACCUCCACAAGCCAAAGGGCAUAAUCGAGAAAGCCGUGGCGCACAACAACAAAGACGCGCUGAUGUACCUACUGGAGCAAGGCGUCAGUGCCAACGACCGUACCCCCGAAGGCUACACGGCACUCACCACGGCGAUCCGAGAGGCCAAGGCCGACUUUGUGGACAUUCUACUCGCGCACGACGCCGACCCAGGUAUCCGAGGCCAGGACUGGCCCAUCUGCAUGGCGGUGAAGCAGCCUGCCAUCCUGAAGAAACUGCUACCCAAGGUGCACAACCCGCGCGCCGUCAAGGGCGUGAUGGAAAUGGCCGUUGGCGCCAACGAACUCGAGAGCGUCAAGCUCCUCCUCGCGGCCGGCGUGAGCGUCGAGGACAAGAACGGCGGCGUCUUUUCACCCCUGACCACGGCCAUCCGCGAAGGCCACAAGGAGAUCGUCAAGUACCUGCUCGACGAGGCCGGCGCCGACGUCAACGCCCCCGGGGAGCAUCUGCCCAUCAUCAAGGCCAUUCGUCGGUUCCGCGGCGACACCGAGAUCAUCGAGAUGCUCCUUGCGCGAGGUGCCGACAUCAACUUGAUGUACCGCGGGUGGAACGCCAUCUUGCAGGCCGUCGAGAAUGGCGACGCCACUGUCCUUCAAACCCUGGUGGAGCAUGGAGGCACCGUUGAUCUCGACGCCAAAGACGAAUCCGGAAGGACCGUGGUGGAGAUUGUCGAGGAGCGAGGUUGGGACGAGGCCGUUACGAUUUUACUUGGGAGCAAGGAGCAGAAGUAG